GCCUAGCCGUGGCAGCUGCCCCGCUGCUCCUCCUCCUCCUCCUCUUUCCCUCAUCCCCACCCCUCUUCGCACCCCCUCCCCCCUUGCUUGCACACUUGGCCGACCUGGCUUUUCUGCUUGCUGCACACACUCGCUUUCCCUCCCCAAGCUUUGUCUCAGCCACUUUCAGGGUCUCCUCUUCUUUUGCUUCUUGAGGGCUAGGAGAGUUGGGUUCUUAUGGCUUGGCUUUUUUUUUUCCCCCAACAUUGCUAAAUCCUUUGUAAGAAAUAGCAACCUCUUGUUUAUCUGUUUUGGGUUACAAAUCUCAGGUCGUUUUCCAACUCCAGAUUAUUUUUGGAUGUGACAACCCAGGGCAUGCCUGCAGUAUGUAACUUAGACCAAUUUUACCUGGCUCUCUAGCCCUCCUUCAUUCUUUUGAGUUUGCUGCCGAAUUGCACAGUCAGCAUUACCACCUUGCUCUCCCCAGUUGCCCAUAUGAAGGAAAUGUGGGUUUCCAGAGAACUUUAAUAUUGCUGCAGCUGAGUUGUAGCAGGUACUCAUUAAUGAGUGAAGGAUCAAAAAGCAGGACGGUGGUGGAGAAGCAAUGGAGAAUAAAAGCUUAGAAAGUUCACCAUCAGACCUAAAGUUAGUGGCUCACCCGAGAGCAAAAAGCAAAGUUUGGAAAUACUUCGGUUUUGAUACCAAUGCAGAAGGAUGCAUAUUGCAGUGGAAGAAGAUCUACUGCCGUAUUUGCAUGGCACAGAUUGCCUAUUCGGGAAACACUUCCAACCUUUCAUACCACCUGGAGAAAAAUCAUCCAGAUGAAUUUUGCGAAUUUGUAAAGAGUAACACAGAACAGAUGAGGGAGGCCUUUGCUACUGCUUUUUCAAAACUGAAGCCAGAAUCCUCACAGCAGGUUGUUCAGGACACUUUAAUCAUGAAGACCAGCCACAGCUAUGAAAACAAAAAGCACCAGGAGCUGACCUCUGCUGUGAUUAGCCUAAUUUGUGAGGGCAUGUAUCCUUCUUCCAUAGUGGAUGAGCCUACAUUUAAGAUGCUUUUGAAAACAGCGGAUCCACGAUACGAACUUCCUAGCAGAAAAUAUUUCUGUACAAAAGCAAUUCCUGAAAAGUAUAAUGCAGUUAGAGAAAUCGUCUUGAAAGAACUGACAGACAUUUUGUGGUGUGGAAUAUCCACUGAUAUAUGGAGAAGCCAAAACCAGAAUAGGUCCUAUGUAACCCUUGCAGUUCAUUUCCUCAAUAGCAGCUCUUCUCAUUGUUUGGCUGUUAACUCAAGAUGCUUAAAGACAUUUGAGGUCCCUGAAGAAAACACUGCAGAGACGAUUACAAGAGUCCUUUAUGAGAUCUUCAUUGAGUGGGGGAUCAACACAAAAGUCUUUGGUGCUACAACAGAUUAUGGGAAAGAUAUUGUGAAAGCUUGCUCACUUCUAGAUAUUCCAGUUCAGAUGCCUUGUUUGGGUCAGACUUUCAAUACAGGAAUACAACAAGCUUUCCAGCUUCCUAAGCUGGGCAGUCUCUUGGCAAGGUGCCGGAAACUGGUGGAAUAUUUUCAGCAGUCUACAGUAGCCAUGUACAUGUUAAGCGAAAAACAGAAACAGCAGAACAUAAUGCACUGCAUGCUUGUGAGUGAUCGUGUUUCCUGGUGGGGAAGCACACUUGCCAUGUUGCAACGAUUGAAAGAGCAGCAGUUUAUCAUUGCAGCUGUUUUGGUGGAAGACAGUAAUAAUCACCACCUUAUGUUGGAGACCAGCGAAUGGAAUACCAUUGAGGGGCUGGUGGACCUGCUGCAUCCCUUUAAGCAAGUGGCCGAGAUGAUGUCUGCAUCCAAGUAUCCCACAAUAAGCAUGGUGAAGCCCCUCCUUCAUAUGCUUCUCAACACAACCCUGAACAUCAAAGAAAAUGAUUCGAAAGAAAUCAGUAUGGCAAAGGAAGUGAUAGCCAAAGAAUUGUCAACAACAUAUCAGGAAACCCCUGAGAUAGACAUGUUCCUUAAUGUGGCAACAUUUCUGGACCCUAGGUACAAGAAGCUGCCUUUCCUUUCUGCAUUUGAACGGCAGCAGGUUGAAAACAGAGUUGUAGAGGAAGCAAAAAGCCUCUUGGAAAAAGUAAAAGAAAAUAGUUUCAGGCCCGAAGAAAAGCUCUUUUCGUUAUCUGAGGAGCCGCCGGUGAAAAAAAUGAUCAUUUCUUCCACCCCACCCCCAACUAGUGCAAUUAAUAACAUGCUGGCAGAAAUCUUCUGCCAAACAGGGGGUGUGGAAGAUCAAGAGGAAUGGCAUGCCCAGAUCGUGGAGGAAUUGAGUAACUUUAAGUCUCAAAAAGUACUUGGCCUAAAUGAAGAUCCACUUAAAUGGUGGUCUGAUCGAUUGGCAUUGUUUCCUGUCUUACCAAAGGUACUUCAAAAGUAUUGGUGUAUUUUAGCUACAAGGGUCUUCCCUGAACGACUUUUUGGUUCAUCUGCCAAUGUUGUAAGUGCUAAGAGAAACAGAUUAGCUCCAGCUCAUGUGGAUGAGCAAGUCUUUUUAUAUGAAAAUACACGUAAUGGAUCCGAAGCUGAACCUGAAGAUGAGGAUGAGGGAGAAUGGGGCUUGGAACAGGAACAGAUUUAUACUUUAAGUGACACAGUUAAUGUAAGCAACAAUUUCUUUAAUAUAAGGGACAGUGGAUUCAUCUGACAGUCACGUUAAAAUGCAUUAAAGAAAAGGUGUUUGUCUUAAAAGUUACCAAAAAUAACCUGUUUUAUGCUUUUUUGUAAAUAUAGAACAGAUGUAACAGUGGCUUGGUUUUUCAUUUUCAUGUAUUUGUGCCUGCCAUCCAUAAUCUCAAAAUACAAAAGAAAGCUGGUCUUUGAUGUUAACUGAAAUGAGAAAGAUGGAGUGUUCUCUUUAGGUUUUGACUGUAAUUCCUUGCCCCUACAUAAAUAAUAUUUUUUUUAAAGCAAUGAAAUUAAAGAUUUAGAAACCCACUUAGAAAUGUCCCCCUGAGGAGUUUGACAGAUUAAAUUUAUUAAUAAAAGUAGAGUUGGAGGAGAAAGUUUUGGUUUUAAAAUGUUUGUCUCAUUUAAUUCAGUCAUAUUUUUAAUAGUAUUUUGGAGAGAUCAUAGAGCAAGUAGAAAAAUACCUUUCCUAGAGCCCUAGGUAUAAGGUUAUAGUUUUUUUUUUAUUUAAAUAUGUAAAAUAUUUACUUUUUAAUUUAAAUGGGAACUUCGCUCAGAAAAUUCUCCAAGCCCUUUAGUAGAAAUAUUCUUUAAAGAGAAGGCAAGCUUUAAGUUCAGUCUCAAUGUGCAAAUGAGCAUGUAGAAGUACUUACCCUCCCUAUCCUUCCCUCAAAUAUGAGGUGUUAAAUUUUUGUUAUGUUUCUUGUCAGACUGCCAGCUCUGAGACAUCUCUCUCCUUUUUGCCAAAACUCAUCUUUAGAGGUGGUUAGUUUAAGCUGUUUCUAAAGUUAUUGGAUCCUUUUUCUGGUUGAUGUAUUCUUAGUAUAUGAUAGUUUGCUUUGUGUCAGAAUGCUUACGUGUUCUGCAUUUCUUAAAAACAGUAAUUUUUUGCAGGCAGAAAUAAGGUAUCUCUUAUGAAUAGUUGCUUUUAAAACAAAACAAAAAUCCCUAGCCUGUUUUCUGGUUUGUUACGUGAAGGUAGCCAAAUGUCCAUGAAGAUUUUUAGAUCCUGUUAUUUAGGAGAAAAAUUAUUUAAUUUUUUUAUCUUAACUCUCCUUAAAAGCAGGAACACUUGUUUUUGUGUUUGAAUCCCCCAGUACCCAGCCCAGUGCCUUGCACAAAGUAGGCGCUUAAUAAUUAUUUGCUUAGUCAAAAUGAAUUUAACUCUACACCACUUGUCCAAAUAAAUUUGCAAAGUUGCCCUGUUUUGCUUUACCUUUUGAGUCAGUUUGAGGUGUUUACAUUUGGUAUUCAGGGAAGUAUGAAGAAAUAUGCUACACCUCGGUCUGUUAUUUGAUCUUGAAAAUUUCGAUUGUUAAGGAAUUCAAAGAGGCACACUAUCUUUGUGUGUUAAAUUCACCUCACUGGCUGUUCUGUGCAUCUAUUUAAGCAACCCAUAUUGGGAAAGACAGCAUAUAAAUGGUUUUAAGAAUGACCAUUUUAGCUAGUAACUAAAUUCUGCCCUGGGGUUGGAGUUGUAGAUAUGUGAGUGUUUAAAAAAAAAAAAAAAAAGUCAACCCUGGAAAUUGGUGAGAAUUUCAC
This is a messenger RNA of Vombatus ursinus (common wombat), 4194 nucleotides long. RefSeq names its product zinc finger BED-type containing 1 (gene ZBED1). Gene Ontology annotation, cellular component: nucleus. The transcript is spliced from 2 exons. The record is from RefSeq and is a predicted model, not a curated record. Gene Ontology annotation, biological process: regulation of transcription by RNA polymerase II. Gene Ontology annotation, molecular function: protein dimerization activity; DNA binding. Bases 584 to 2671 code for a protein of 695 amino acids. NCBI's taxonomy places the organism in Eukaryota, Metazoa, Chordata, Mammalia, Diprotodontia, Vombatidae.